AUGGACGCUACGUUGGCAACUCCCAGAGAUGAGGCCGCGGCGAGACACCGCUUCGAGAAUUUCAAGCUGGGCAAGAGUGCUCCGUCGAGCGCUCCCGUCCCCGGAAAUCACGGCCAUAGUCGCUCUCACUCUCGCAACAAGUCCAUCUCCAAUUCCCUUCCCUCUUUUUCCUUCCCUGUUUCUUCAAAAACCCCAUCUGUAAACGACAUGUCUCAUUUUUCUUUCCCUCCAAGCAACGGAACGACCACCGCACCCCUUCCCUCGGUGCCUUCAUUUAGCCCUACCACCCCUUCUUUCAACGCCACUUCGAAUCCCGCUCCUUCGACUAAGCGCAAUUCCCACCAUCGCCGCAGGUCUUCAGUCUCGACUCGCCACGAGUCCGCAGAGCUCAUGGGUGUUUCCCUCCCCGACCUCCCGCCUUCGACGUCUGACGACAACAUCAACCUCGGCGAGAAAGAUUCUAUUCGCCGUCGAGCUCUCUGGGCCCUUGAAGGAAAACCGGACAUUUCCUACAACAAGGUGGAGAUUCCCGACUUCUCAGCGCCUGACGUGGAGAAGAUGAUGUUUGACUUUGCAACGAAACCGUCUUUGGCAUCUGGUUCAAGCUCUGGCUACGGCAACACCCUGAUGGCCAACAAACGUGAUUCUUUCAAGCUUUUGGCUACCUCCUCGUCAUCGAAGGACCAGCUCCAUACCCUUGUCGAGGAGGAGGAAGAAGAGGAAGAGGAGGAACAAUGCAAGGAGUCGACCAAAGCAGAGGACUCGCUCCCGUCCCCAGCUGAGUCUGUCAAGGAGAACUUUCUUCCCCCCAAUACGCCUGUUACUCCCGCUCCCGCUGUUGCUGUUACGAAACCUACUCCUGCGAAGCACCGGCCUUCGAAUUUGAACCUCAGGCCUUUGUCACUCACUCCCGAUAACCUCAUUACCACGACUCAGGGCUUACCAACACCGACCCUCACUCCAAGUCCUCGGACAGGUCUGCGUUCCUUAUCCCUGUCCCCGAGUCCCGCCUCUUCGGAAGACUCAAUACCUGCUGAAUCUGUUAAGCAAUCCAGGCGCAGUUCUCUAGUAAUCUCGCCUACCCCAGCUUCGCGAAGGCCCGUAUUGAAUCUCUCUAUGGAUCAAGUUGACAACUCUCCGCCCUCAAAGUCCGAUGACGAUCAACAAAAGCCUGUCAGGAGGAGCAGCAUCUCCUACAAACGAUCGUCUACAGGUGGUGGUGUGACACUCAACAGUGCGGGCCUUCCCACGCCGGAGAUGACGCCGACGUUUGGACGACGGUACUCGAACGCAGAGUCUGUCAACAGCAUCGGAGACGACGAGUUUUUUCCUAACCCCCCGACCCAGUCGAGGCCUCUCAGCGCGAGUGAGCAGCAUUUUCUGGUCAAGUCGCAUCAUGCGCUUCUUGCGCGGAUAACCGACUUGGAGCGCACGCUGUCGAUGAGACGGAGAGAGUCGGGUGGGUAUUCCAACGGAGGCAGCUCGCGGCCCUUGUCGGUCGCGUCAAACUUCUCGUCCUCGAGCGAUUUGGCAAGCGCGACAGGCAGCGAGCCGCCCAGCGAUGAGAUGCUCAACCUCAUUGCGGACCUCAAGGCGGAGCGUGAUGAACUGAAGCGGGAUGUGGAUGGAUGGCGUCAGCGAGUGAAUAGCCUCGAGUCGCAGACGGCCAUGCUGGCUAAGCGAAUCGAGAAUGAACGCCGGGAUGCGUGGGUCGCGCGCUCUCGCGUUGGCUUGUUGGAGGUAGAGAAGAAUACUCUUACCAAGAGGCUCGAGGCCGUUGAUGAGCUUAUUGGGCUGCACGACCAAGAGAAAAACCUCUGGGCGUCGGAGAAGAAAGUUCUGCAGAUGGAGAACGAGGAGCACUCCAAGAGGGUCGCCGAACUCGAGGCUGAGCUCGCCAGUGUCAAGAAGGAGCUAGAGACCGAGCGGACAAGGAAGACGAAGGAGAUCGACCCUCUCGCGACGCCUACUCCGCGCUCGUUCGACAACUUCAGUCGUCAAGCCCUCAACAGGAAGCAUGGCCUUGGCUUCAUGUCUGUCGACUCUGAGGCCUCUUCAACAGAGUUCGACCCGGACUCCUCCGAUGACGGUCCGACUGCCUUCGGUUUUGCCCUCAAGUCAGUCCAGGAAUCCGACGAAAACUAUGAAGACGAAUAUUCGGAAGAUGAGAAUGGGCUUGCUGGGUACGAAGAUGAGGAAGAUACUGACAUGAGCCUCCAGUCGUCUUCUUCCUUCGAUUCGGACGACGAUGAUGCCCCGCGGACCACCACUCAUCUCCAACAAACCGGCGGGUCAUCGCCCAGCACUCCUACCCGCCCGGUCUUCACACCGCCCCGCCCUACCCAUGUCUCGAGAGCCACAUUGUCCAGGACUUGGACCUUCCCUAAAGGAAACGUCCCUCAGCCUGCUACUCCCAAGGAAGAAGAGAAAGAGCCCGUGGACAAGUUCUUCGGGUGUCUGGAUGAUGAGAGCGAUACACAUGGCUCUGUACCCAGUAGUCCUUCGUCUUAUUCGUACGAGAAAAGUAAGGGUCUCUUCUCUAGCGGGUUCAAGUUCGCACCCGAGGACGAUAACGCUUCUUUCUUCUUACCUGGCAACAUUGGCAUUCCUGCCGAAGAGGAGAAGGGCGACAGGCGCCUGUCUACUGUCGAUGAAGCCGAAGAGGAUGAAGAUGACUCCGAUGACGACGACAUGUUCGGGGAGGCUGGUGGAAUCCGUAUUACCUUCACGCCUCCUCAAGAGGAAGAGAUCAAGGAGGAGAGGAAGCAAAUCCAAUUAUCUCCUGUCAAGCGCACCUCGCCACCGCCCACUCUUCCUGCGCUCGACUUCGGUAGCUUCGACGACGAAGACGAGACCGAGGAUCUUGGAGCUGUGAUCCCGAUCAGCUUUGACCGUCCUCUGCUCCAGGAGACCGAGCCGUCACCUCCUGCAUCUCCUGCGCCAGCCUCCGUUCCUGUAAUCGUCACCACCCCUCCAUCGUCUAUUCCUCGCCCAACGUCUCCUUCUGCCCAUCCUGCUUCUCCCGCUUCUUCCAUGAUUCCUCGUUCUACGUCCCCUUCUUCGAUACCUCGUGCCACGACCUCCAGAUACUCAUUCUCUGCACCGCCUAAUUCUGAGCCUCGUUCGCCCACGCCGCCGAAGGCAUCUCCUAUCCAUGCUGUCGCCGCGUCUUCCUCCUUCGUUACGCCUCCUAAUAAACGUGGAGGUGCCCUACCUUCAUUCAUCCCUCAAUCGGUCUCUUCGCCAUCGCCCAUCCGAACGAUGCCGGCGCCAGCCAAACCGAAAGUGGUCCCUACCUCAACGUUCAUCCGCCAACCGUCUCGGAAGCCACUGCUGCCGUCAGUUGCACCCAAGGGUCAAAGUGGUACAAAUGCAAAUGGUUCGACAUUGAUUCCUCAGAUUGCCAGUACUUUUCCGUCGAUGAACACUGCGACCAACGCUCGUUCUUCCCGCAGAUCCCCUGACCCCGCAUCGAUCCCAGCCGCGUCCGUCUUCGAUAACGCACCAGGCUCAUCGCAAAUGAAGAGCAUCGACCUCACUCACGACAACACGCAGCGCCACGUUCCUGUUCGCGGUACUGAGCAUGGUUGUUCUCGUUCCUCCGCCUCUACCUCUACUCCCUCUAUUAUGCCCACCCCUCUGGUCGCACGACUAUCCUUCGAAACUCUUACGCAUUUUAAUCCUUUCUCUUGGACGUCGCGGACUAGUUCCGCCUCUGUUCCUUCUCAACGUCCUGCACCUUCCACAGCGUCUCAUAGCGCAGCCAGCAGCCUUAGUGACCAUACGGUUGUUGGUGUUGAAGCUGCCCCCAGGAGGAGUGGAGGAUAUGUUUCUCGUGAGAAGCAGCUGCGAUUGUUGAAGGCCAGGAUGGAGGUGGAAGGUGUGAUGGUAAUGAGGACUCUUGUCGAUGUGCAAUGCAAGAAGUGCAAUGGAGAGAUCGUUUACAUUUGA
Cyclocybe aegerita is the source of this 3951-nucleotide messenger RNA. Lineage: Eukaryota; Fungi; Basidiomycota; Agaricomycetes; Agaricales; Hemipholiotaceae. The record is from the annotation of a GenBank genome assembly.